Aricia agestis (brown argus) is the source of this 3566-nucleotide messenger RNA. Its product is annotated as chaoptin-like. Bases 136 to 3462 code for a protein of 1108 amino acids. The record is from RefSeq and is a predicted model, not a curated record. Gene Ontology annotation, molecular function: protein binding. Gene Ontology annotation, cellular component: plasma membrane; extracellular matrix. The transcript is spliced from 4 exons. NCBI's taxonomy places the organism in Eukaryota, Metazoa, Arthropoda, Insecta, Lepidoptera, Lycaenidae.
AUGUUUAUAGCACAACUGGACACCGUAUUGAACGGUUGUAAGUUAGAUACAGCAUAAAAUUGACGACAUCUCGGAAGAUAAAAUGAAAAAUCCGAAUUUCAUACUUAUCAGCUUAGAUCUCGAAAGAUAAAUAUAAUGAGAAAUCCGAAUUUCAUACUUCUCAGCAUAGGACUCAUGCUGAUCAUGAGAUUUGGAGGUGCGGCCGGAGAAAUAAAAGGAGGGUUUGAAAGGCAGGACCACUUAUUUCCAAGUAGACGUGGUUGCAAACUUGUCAGAGAAAGCUGUAUAUAUCGUGCGUAUUGCACAGAUGUGUUUGAUAUUGACUAUCAAUCAACACACAUAAUGUAUUAUAAUAAUGAAUGUGAAUUUGUAAUACACAAUUUCGGAGAUGUUUUUCUGCCAAUUCAUAUUUUGUACAGAGGUGUCAAUCCAAAACCUUUUAGAAGCAACGAUCAGUAUAGCCAAAAUUAUUAUAAUGGUCGACUUCAGCUUAGAAGUCCUAAUGUUUUUGUACAGUCUGCAGAUUUCAGCAAUAAUGGUUAUCAUUUUAUGCCUAAUAUAGAAGAUUUUAUUAAUUUGAUAACAUUAAAUAUGUCCCAUAAUGCGCUAACUGUAGCCACUCUGUCAAAUUCUCAGAAUUCUAUUUCACUGCAGGAAAUAGACUUUUCAUUCAAUAGUGUUGAAACUAUAGAUGUUCAAUCGGAAGAACAUCCUUACAAAGAGCUACAAGUGUUAAAUUUAUCGUACAAUAAUUUGACAAUUAUACCAGAAGCAAUUUUUUACCAUUUCACAAAAUUAAGGAAAUUAGAUAUAUCCCAUAAUUCUAUCACUACUAUUAGCUCUAUGGCAUUUUUUGCAUUAAAACAAAUGUUAGUAUUAAAUUUAGCUAACAACCAUAUUACAAGUCUCAGCCAAUCACUUGCUAAACUGUAUACGCUGAAAGAACUUUAUCUUCCAGAAAAUAAUAUCUCCGUCAUACAAUAUAGUGACAUAAAUUCAUUACAAUCACUAAAUACUGUUGAUUUGAGUUCCAACAACAUUGAAUCUAUAGAACAGGGUGUUUUUAAUAAUAUGUCACAGCUUAAUUUCCUUAAUUUAAAAAAUAAUCACUUGCAAUCAUUAGAAAUAAAUAUGUUUUCCAAUUGUAAUAAAUUAGAAAACGUCGAUUUGUCAGAAAAUAGAAUAACAAAACUGCCGAUAUACCUUUUCAAAAACAAUAACAUAUCGCACUUCUCUAUAGCAGAGAAUAACAUCGAAGGAAGUUUAGUAAAAGGAAUGUUUGAAGGAUUAAAAUAUGUUGAAAAAUUAGACCUCAGUUUUCAAAGGAUAACAUCAAUAGAUGAUGAAUGCUUCCUUGGUGUGGAUAACAUUAAAGAAUUAUUACUUAAUAAUAAUCAGAUCUCGACGCUUAAAAAAUAUUCAUUUAAACUAUUGACAAAACUUAUCCGUUUAGAUCUUUCACACAAUUUUAUUUAUAAUUUUACUCUAAACACAGAGGACUUACUAAACCUUGAGUAUCUUUCUUUGUGUCGUAAUGAAAUAGCUCACAUAGAGACGAUUCAACUUCAGUUUUUAAAAAAGUUAGAGUUUUUAGAUGUAUCGGGAAAUAAAAUAAUCGAUAUCGAACCUAAUUCGUUUAGUCAGCUGCCGUACCUGAAGGUUUUACUUAUUAGCAAUAAUCAUCUGGAAGGAAGUCUAUCACAGGAUACUUUCAAUGGCUUACAAGCUGUGCCCGAACUGGAUCUAUCGUAUAGCUUCUUAACAGCUAUAAGUAAUGGGUCAUUUAAUGGGAUGAGACAUCUACGCAGUAUUAAUGUUUCGCAUUGUUCUAUAUAUAACAUAAGUUACAACGCAUUCAUCAAUACUGAUAAUCUAGAUACUCUUGACUUAUCGUAUAAUAAAUUGACUCACUUCAAUAUAAACACAACAGAUAUAAAAAUGCUUAAAACUUUAAUUUUACGAGCUAAUGUAAUUCAAACUCUACAACAUAAUUUGUUUGAUAAAAUGGUCCAGCUACAAACGCUAGAUCUAUCUCGCAAUAGUUUAGUUACUUUAGGUAAAGAUGUAUUUAACGGCCUCAGUAACUUAGAGUUUUUAGAUGUAUCAAACAACUGUAAUUUAACCGUAGGGUUUGAGAUUAUAAAACCUCUCCAGAAAUUAAAAGCACUUCAAUUGUCUGGCACGAAAGUAAAUAUAACAUUUGACAGUCAAAAUAACUCGUUAUUGAAAGAGUUGGUAAUGUCCAACGCAGGUAUAAAAAAGUUGACAAAUUUGAAUUUGAUAAAACUUUUUCAAUUGCCUCAUUUAGUGUUAAGCCACAACGAAAUAUCUGAUUUAGCAGGAAGUAUUGCAAAUUUGAGUUAUUUACAUACCCUUGAUUUGAGCUUUAAUAAGAUUAAGAGUUUGCAACCUGGUUCAUUUAUAGGUUGUAGUAAUUUAAAUGUGCUUAAUAUAUCACAUAACUUAGUAGCGAACAUAAACUACGGUGCCUUCUACGGAUUGUCGACAUUGAAUGUACUAGAUGUAUCGUAUAAUUUACUUGAGAACUUGGAAGAUGAAAAAUUUUAUCAAAUGCACUCUCUUGAAAAGCUGAUUGUUGAUUACAAUAAGAUUUCGUAUGUCACUGUUGAACAGUUUUUAGGAGCAAGGCUUAAAAUAUUAAGCAUAGGCGGUAAUCCUUUACCAUGCAAAGCUUUAAUCAAACUAAAACACGGUAAUGACUCUUACCCGUUCCAAAUAACUGCUAUGGUACAUGACAAAAGUAAUGAGCAUAAUUAUAAUGGAGUUUCAUGUGUGGAUAGCAAUAGUAAAGUAUAUAAUACAGAUUAUAAAAAGGACAAUAAUAUUGGAAAUGACGGAGAUAUUCAAAUUUUAACGGAUAUAAGAAAUAUUUUGAAAGAUCUAACGAUAAAUAAUGUUAAGCAUGAUGACUUCGAAUCUUUAAGUAGCAUCAUAAACAAAGCUCAAAAUAGUUCAACUCGAGAUGAAUUAAAUAACAUAGUGACGAUCCUACGCAGCUUAAGUAAUAAAACUCUGGAAAGAGAAGAAAUAAAAAUGAAAAAUGAUCGAAGUAUACUCACACUUCUCGAAAAAAUUUUGAAAGUAAUCAUCGCACAAAAUUAUGUCGCAACUCCUUUGCCUUUAAACAACACAUCCAACAAUACUGAAUAUUCGAAAGAUUCUAAAGAGCUAGAAAACAACUUUGUUUUGGAAAAAGACAGAAUGAUUUCGGAGUUGGAUGAUAAAAUUUCAGUGCUGAUAAAGAAAAUUGAGUCCAAAACGGAUAGUAACAGUAAAAGUCCGAUUUUCACAGAAGUGUGUACUGGCCUCAUACUGACGAUAUUAGUUUGUCUUUGUUGUAUUAUUGGGUUUUAUGUCUACAGGUUUCAGCUAAUAUCUGUAGGUCAAAGAUCAUCGAGCAGACGACAAAUAACAGUAGACAUGGAUAAUUCUAAUCUCUAAAAAAACUAGUACUUAGUUGUUGUAAACUAGUUGCAACUGGUAGACUUCUUAAUGUAACUGUCCUAUUAAUCCAUACUUAUAAACUAAUAUUAUAAAUUCGAAAG